Molecule: messenger RNA, 2603 nt
Organism: Linum trigynum
Lineage: Eukaryota; Viridiplantae; Streptophyta; Magnoliopsida; Malpighiales; Linaceae
Source: the annotation of a GenBank genome assembly
CUAGCUUAUUAUCCUCCUCCCCUCCACCUAAACCCACAUUUUCUUUGACAUUCUAUUACGAAAAUAAGAUAUAAUAUUAUCUUAUAUGUUUAUUUAUUUCCCUAGAAAAAAAAAACGGUUCUAACCCCACCCUAGCUAGCUACUCGAUAGUCCACUCCUAUGGCUGACCAACUUCCUCUUCCUAAUAAUUCCAAUCAUCACACCCCAACUUCUUCUUCUUCUUCUUCUUCUUCUUCUUCCUCGUCGGGAAAGCACUCCAAGUACAAAGGCAUCCGCUCCCGGAGCGGGAAAUGGGUCUCCGAGAUCCGUGAGCCUCGCAAGACCAACCGAAUCUGGCUCGGCACCUUCCCGGCCCCGGAGAUCGCCGCGGCGGCCUACGACGCGGCGGCGCUGGCCUUGAAGGGCGACGAGGCGGUCCUCAACUUCCCCGAGUGGGCCGGGUCGUACCCGAUCCCCGCAUCCGCCUCCCCGGCCGAUAUCCGCAGUGCGGCCGUCGCGGCGGCCGCCAUGAUGAAGGCGGAGAUGAUGCGGGGGAUGGAACUAGGAGGGGCGAUGAAUUAUGACCACGUGGCAGCGGCGACGGAGGUGGAGGAGGAGGGAAGAGGGCAUGAUGGUGAUCGGUUUUAUGUGGACGAGGAGGAGCUGUUUGGUAUGCCGAAUUUGCUGGUGGACAUGGCCGGAGGGAUGAUGGUUUCGCCGCCGAGGAUGGCGCCGCCGCCGGUGAUGGAGGCUUAUGAUCAUGUUGGGAGUCUUUGGAGCUAUUACUGAUUAGUUCUAGCUAAGUAUUGUCCCUGCCGGAAAAGAAGAAACUCGACAGAUUUCUGGGGGAUCGAAUUGGAUCUGUGAGAAUAUGAAACUAGACGAUGAAGAAUAAACUAUAUGUAUAUAUAUUGUUCAGUCAACGUUUAGAUCAAUAUAUGUUACUGUGAAAAUGUCAACCUAAAAUGAGUUGUUUUUACUGUUGCGCCAAUUUUAAGAUGGAGCUCUGUCCAACGAACUGCCAAAGCUGGCUAUUUAGAGAGUCUUUUUGACAUGUUGUGUGGUACAGAGAUUCAUAUUAAAAAAAAAAUUACAUUGUGUACUAAAUGGUUGAAUUAUAUGGAAUAUAGAUCAAGAAGUGAUACUUGAGACCAUUGAGAGUGAAUGAUAUUAUAUAUGGAGAUAGUUCGUUUCUAUUUUAUUUAUUUAUUUAUAUAUUUUAUCAAUGCUAUGUUAAUUUAGGAUUGCAAAGAGGUUUUUUUUUACAGUCUAGUUAUUCUGCCAACUUAAGAUUCGUUAGUAUAUACUAACUAAUAUCCAAAAUAUAUGAACUAAUAUCCAAGUCUGCUAAGUAUCUAGAUAGCACAGACUAGUACUAAAAACAUCACAAACUAGUAUUCAGAUAGCAGAUACCAACUAAUAUCCACAAUCAACCAACUAGUAUUCAAUAUGGAUACUCUUAUGUGUUAUCUGGAUACUAAUUAUGUGUUGUUUGUAUACUAUUAUGUGUUGUCAAGAUAUUAGUUUGUGAAUUUGGGAUAAUAGUUGAUUCAUGGUGGAUAUCAGUUAGCAAACUUUGAAUGCUAGUCUAUGCUUUCUAGAUACUUUAGUACUUGGAUAUUAGUUCAUGUAUUUUGGAUAUUAGUUAGUAUCUGCUAACGAAUCUUCAAAUUAGCAUAUUAACUUUCCCCUUUUUCGUAGCACUCCUGUUUAAUUUCUUACGAUUGUUUACUUCUUUAUUGUAAUAUGAACCAACCGGUUGUAAUAGUUUGAUUUUUUUUGUUUGUUUUUUAUUUAUGAUUACAAUUCAUUCUCAUACAUUAUAUAUGAAUGCCCUCAUAAAUCAUAAGGGAUCUCAUUUGCAACAGGAGAGAGGACAUUGAAAUAUUUUUUUGAGGUGAUUACCAAUUUUAUAGAGAACCAAAACAGGAAUAAAAAGGACAUUUUUAUAAUAUAUAAAUGACACUAAAAAGAGAAGAGGAUAGACAAAAUAUUCAUAGAAAAGGAUAGACAAAAAUAAAAGGAUAGAUUAACUAAAGGGAACUGGACUAGCUAGUAGCUACUUGUAUAUUUUAAAUUAAAGCCAAUUCAGUUCAAUUAUGAAGAGGCUACUAGUCCUCGUUUCUAGCUACUUCGGCAAAAAAGUGUUUGGACUUUUGGUCUUUGCAAUGUGGUCAACUUUGGUCACAAAUGAGCUAAAAUGGUAUAGUAUUUAGAUCAAAUUAACUAUCGACUCAUUUCGUUUGGAUGUAAAUUGUAAUAUGCGUAGUCUGAUUAUAGUCGGUUUCGCUGUUGUUUUAAUAUUUUUAUCUUUCAAAAUUUUUCUUUUUCAACGGGGUUCAUGGACUCACGUACAUCUUCCGAUGUGAUUCUGCUUGUGCUCUUAUAGUGCCUGACAUGCCGAUAUACUCUGCUUCAACUGACCACCUUGCUUUUACAGAAAAUCAAAAUAAGUUGCGAUACUUGUCUUCUAUAAGUUCAUUUACAUUAGUAGAAGAUAGAAGCACACUGAAGCUGGGAUGAUCAUUAGAUGCGAAAAAUUGAAAUAAGUUGGCGAUACUUGUCUUCUAUAAGUUCAUUUACAUUAGUAGAAGAUAGAAGUACACUAAAGCUGGGAUGAUCAU